CGGUCCUGCUCAUCAAACGCUUCUAAUAUCAUCUGACGAUAUGGCGCUUAUACAAAAUAACAGCCGUCAGAAAAAUGGAAGGUAUUGCCUCACUUCGUCAAUUAUUAUAUCUAGCCGCCACCGCGCCCACCUGCACAUUGUGUUAUUUUAAGCCAGACGUUACCUGGAUAGGAUAAGCCGUCACGUAUCCACUGAGUUCGUAUUCGUUUUGGAUGCCUGCGAUACGGCGGGGGUCUGCAGCAUGGGCGCCUACUUCGUCUUUCUCCUCCUCACAGACGACGACAUGGCCGGCCACUUUCAUCCCCAGCAAAAUCUCUAUGACGAUGUCAUUCAUGAUACUUGCUUUGAGCCGGGCGGGACUCUUCGUUCGAUUCCCUCGAAUGCAAUCGUUGUUCGCGAUCAGGUCAGCUUCUAUCAGGACCACUACGAAGCGUCAGGAACUGGCAGAACCAUGUUUCAACUCCUCAGAAAUAACCAUGAAGUUAUUAUCUGGGGACCUCCUCUCAAAGAGCGUGAGGGCCUCUUGAAGGAGCUAGAAUUGAUUGAAUCACUUCUCAAUUCUAUCGAUUUUGACGAUAUCCGCCAAGCAACGUUGUAUAUUGCAUGGGACGCCCAUGCUCGCCUUAUUCCUCAGGAGCAAAGACUCCUUCAAAUUCCAUAUUUGGCCGGAUAUCCUUGCAUCGAAGAAAGCCAGCUCCAAGUGACCGAAUGGUUUCAGGUCGGCUGGAAGCGUGCAUUGUUGAACGGGGUCAGGCCAGUCGAAGUAGAAUACGCUUACAACCUCACAUCGUCAUUGGCCUUGCAAUGUAUGAUAGACGCGUGUCGAGACCUAGAACCGCUGGAUUUGACUACUCCAGUUUUGGCAUGUCUGGCUCGUGAUGGCCGUAUGAUUGGAGUAGUCAAAUGUGUAGAAGAUGGAGCACGAAUGGUAUCGUAUGAAGACCGCACCUUAAUUUACAGCGCUUUUCGAAAAAUGCAGAAGCGUCACAUCUACCUUCUUGAAGGUCACGACAUGGAUCCGUCUGCUGUUUUAAUAGUCGACGAUAAGGUCAGGUUCGUCGACAUGGCUCUCAAAAGAUGGUUCAGCCCGAACGUUUUCAUCUAUGACCGGACCAUACACGAUAAACAACAGCUGAAACAAGCGCAGCGGUCGCACUGGAGGCAGGCUGAAUUACUUUUCGAGCGCAUCAACGCGAGACCUGCCACUAGCAUCCGAUAUCGACCAUGCGAAUACCGCCUCAUCAACGUCAUUUCUGCACCAGAAAUGCCUUUGAUCGCAUUCUCGGCGAGUCCUUCGGUUGUAUCAAAAAGGCGGGAAAAGCGCAGGAAGAGAUCUAGCGAACCAUCAUUGGACGCCGCAUAUGACGAAGAAUAUUUGCCCGGACGAGACAAGACUAUCUGGACACGACGGUGUAAGAUUGUGCUGAACCAGUGCAACCCCUUCCUCAGGUACUACCCAUGUCCUCGUAUGAUCAUCAACUCAGAGUCGGCCCUUUCUCCUAGAUCCCUAUACCCAGUUCCCAGUAUGCCUCACGAUACUUCUUCUCCUAGGAUGCCCCAUGGCAGCAUACCCGAACAUCGUUCAGGCCCGUCCUUCUGCGAGGAGGAAAAUAUUAUAGAAUCCAGUUGGCUCGAAGAAUUUGAGUUCUGAUUACUCGUGUCUUCAUAAGCAUUUACUCCCUUUCAAGAUUUCAGACUUGUGCCUUAUGAU
This is a messenger RNA of Desarmillaria tabescens, 1711 nucleotides long. RefSeq lists its product as uncharacterized. The transcript has 5 exons. NCBI's taxonomy places the organism in Eukaryota, Fungi, Basidiomycota, Agaricomycetes, Agaricales, Physalacriaceae. The record is from RefSeq and is a predicted model, not a curated record. The coding region runs from base 242 to 1651 and encodes 469 amino acids.